Aspergillus homomorphus CBS 101889 is the source of this 1086-nucleotide messenger RNA. RefSeq names its product DUF1749-domain-containing protein. Bases 1 to 1086 code for a protein of 361 amino acids. The record is from RefSeq and is a predicted model, not a curated record. NCBI's taxonomy places the organism in Eukaryota, Fungi, Ascomycota, Eurotiomycetes, Eurotiales, Aspergillaceae. The transcript is spliced from 2 exons.
AUGCGCUUGCAGUCCUCUCCAGGGUCGUCUAAAGGCCAUCCUGGUAUCUUGCACCAAUACACAAACCGACUGGUCGCAUUCGAGUAUAUUCGCGGAUCUCGCCCCAAACCGCACUCCCUCGUCUUCAUCGGCGGUCUCUCCGAUGGCUUGAACACCGUGGAUUAUCUCUCCGACGUGAUUCGUGCCCUCCAGGACAGCGACUGGUCGGUCGUCACCCCGCUGCUUUCGUCCUCAUAUGCUGGAUGGGGUAUGGGCUCCCUCGGACAGGACAUCGAUGAGAUUGCUCAGUGCGUGGGCUACAUCCGCGACCACAAAAAUUCGCUCUACGGACACGGGAAAGUGGUGAUGAUGGGUCACUCCACCGGGAGUCAGGACGUGAUGCACUACAUCAGUUGCGCCAACCCCCGACCACGACAUCCCGUCCUGGAUCGAGAAACACCCCCGGACCAGUAUGUUGGCAUCACGAGACCCCUCGUCGAUGGGGCCAUCAUGCAGGCCCCGGUUUCCGACCGGGAAGCCGCUCUGUGGCUAAGCAGGACAGGCACGGAGUACGAUAGUCCGGAGGCGAUCCAGGAGGUAUACCGCAAAGCUAUUCAGGAAGCACAGAAGCGAACCUAUGAUAGAGGUGGGGGGGAUGAGACCAUGGUCUAUGACACAAUCGUGCCGUUGGCCACCACGACCCGCAUGUAUUACCCCCCGGAUACGCCCCUCAGCAGUCGGCGGUUUCUCAGCCUGCUUAGCCCCCAGAGUCCCCAUCGACCGGAUGAAGACGACUUGUUCAGCUCGGAUCUCACGGACGAGCACCUGCAGAACACCUUUGGAAUGGUGCGAGCCCGAAGGGUACUGCAUUCAAGGGGAAGCGUGAUGGUGCUGUAUUCCGGAAGGGACCAGUCGGUUCCCCCGUGGGUCGACAAGGCAGCACUCAUGCACCGAUGGCAGGCCAUUCUCGGCCAUGAGGCGUGGCAUCCUAGUAGCUUAAUUAUCCCGGGCGCAUCGCAUGCCCUGAGUGAUCCCGACCAGGCGGAGCCCAGACGGAUCUUGGUGGAGAGGGUGACAGGAUACCUGGGAGAUGUGGAAAAACUGUAG